Phytophthora sojae is the source of this 1056-nucleotide messenger RNA. RefSeq lists its product as hypothetical. The coding region runs from base 1 to 1056 and encodes 351 amino acids. The transcript has 2 exons. The record is from RefSeq and is a predicted model, not a curated record. Lineage: Eukaryota; Oomycota; Peronosporomycetes; Peronosporales; Peronosporaceae. Gene Ontology annotation, biological process: mRNA splicing, via spliceosome. Gene Ontology annotation, cellular component: spliceosomal complex.
AUGAAGCUGGGCGGGUUCGCGCUCAAGAAGGGCCGGAAGAAGGCGCUCGUGGCGUCCGCGGGCUUCUCGGCCGCCGCGCCGACCGCCCCGCAGGAGCCCGAGAGGGUCUUCGUCACGGACUUCGACCCGAACGCGCCCGCGGAGCUGACGGCGGACGGGCAGAAGCCGCUCGUGAUCCCGUUACUGGAGACCAACGCCUGGCAGCAGCGGAACCAGCAGAAGGAGGGGGAGGAGGAGGAGGAGGAGGAGGAGGAAGACCCAAAGCGCGCGGAGAAGGACCCAAAUGGCGGUGGAAUAGGCCCGGCCAGCGGCGACGCGCCCUCGGCCGACGAGCAGGCGGCGGCCCAGCUCGUGGUCGAGGCGCAGAAGACCGCCAGCGCCACGCCGGACGAGCGCGCGCAGCUCCGGGACCUGGUGAUCCCCGUGGCCGACGCGAGGGAGCAGAAGCGCGCCGAGCUGUUCCAGGACGGCGACAAGCGGCCCAAAAGCGACCAGAAGAAGCCCAUUCUGCAGCAGAACGCCGUGCCCGGGCUCGACGCGCUGCAGGACGUGACGGACAAGUACCGGCACGACGUGGCGCUGCGGCCCGAGGCCCCGGACGUGCACAGCGACACGUACGAGUCGGUGCCCGUGGAGGCCUUCGGGGCGGCGCUGCUGCGCGGCAUGGGCUGGACGGGCGACGUGGACCCGGACGACAUGGGCGCGGCCCCGCAGCCGCGGCACAAACUGCUGGGCCUCGGGGCCACCAAGCGCCCCACGCUGCCGGGCGAAGACAAGAAGAAGCGGAAGAAGAGGCGCGACGACGCUAAGGACAAGGACAAGGAGAAGGACAAGGACAAGGAGAGACGCUCUGGUCUCAAUGCGGACCACAGGCCCCGCGACGAGCGGAGGGACGACGACAGGGACCGACGCAGGACAGGAGGCGCAGUCGAAGCCGCGGUCGGUCGGACCGAAGGAAGCGCAGCCGAAGUCGGAGUCGCAGCCGAGAGGGCGACAGAGAUCGUCGACGUGAUCGCCAUAGCCGCUCGGACCGACACAGCCGACGCUAACAACUGA